AUGUCUUCCUCCCUCAACCCCGAGAUCGACGGUCACACCUACAAGCGACAAAAGACAGACGACAUCAACUCGUCGGACCCAAAAGUAGCUCGAAGAGCAAAAUUCGAAGCUGUAUUCGAUGUGAUUGCGAAGGAAUUGUUGGAUUAUGUGAAAGGUGAAGGUAUGCCUAAAGAUGCUAUGGAGUGGUAUGAGAAGGUAUUGUACCAUAACACUCCUGGAGGUAAACUCAACAGAGGUAUGUCAGUGGUAGAUACCGUUGAGAUCCUCAAGGGACGACAAUUGGAGGAAGAGGAAUACAAGAACGCUGCUAUUUUGGGAUGGUGUGUUGAACUCCUCCAAGCGUAUUUCCUCGUUGCGGACGAUAUAAUGGAUCAAAGCGUUACCAGAAGAGGUCAACCAUGUUGGUACAAGAUGCCCAACGUCGGUAAUAUCGCUAUCAACGAUGCGUUCAUGCUCGAAGCUGCCAUUUACCAUUUAUUGAAGAAGCAUUUCAGACAAGAGAAAUACUACGUUGAUCUCAUUGAGCUUUUCUUAGAGACCACUUUCCAAACUGAACUCGGUCAAUUGGUCGACCUUAUCACCGCUCCUGAAGAUCACGUAGACUUGAACAAAUUCUCACUUGAAAAACACCACCUUAUCGUAGUCUACAAAACCGCCUACUACUCAUUCUACCUUCCCGUAGCACUCGCAAUGUACAUGUCUGGCGUCGAAGCCAAAUCAGCAUACGACCUUGCUCUCUCCAUCCUCAUUCCACUCGGUGAAUAUUUCCAAGUUCAAGAUGAUUACUUGGACUGUUAUGGUAAACCUGAACAUAUCGGUAAGAUUGGUACGGAUAUUUUGGAUAACAAGUGUUCGUGGAAUGUCAAUACCGCUUUGAAAUUCGCUACUCCCGAGCAAAGAAAGAUACUUGAUGAAAACUACGGUCAAAAAGAUUCCGAAAAAGAAGCCAAGAUCAAAGCUAUCUUCUCACAAGAACCCAUCUCUAUCCCUCAGCGAUUCGAAGCUUACGAAAAGGAAUCGUACGAGAAGAUCAACGGUUUGAUCGAAUCUGUUGAUGAGGAAGGUACAGGUUUGAAGAAGGAGGUAUUCAGAAGUUUCUUGGCUAAAGUAUACAAGAGAUCCAAGUAA
Messenger RNA from Kwoniella botswanensis, 1128 nucleotides. RefSeq lists its product as uncharacterized. Gene Ontology annotation, biological process: trans, trans-farnesyl diphosphate biosynthetic process. Bases 1 to 1128 code for a protein of 375 amino acids. Gene Ontology annotation, cellular component: cytoplasm. The transcript is spliced from 9 exons. The record is from RefSeq and is a predicted model, not a curated record. Gene Ontology annotation, molecular function: dimethylallyltranstransferase activity; (2E,6E)-farnesyl diphosphate synthase activity. Lineage: Eukaryota; Fungi; Basidiomycota; Tremellomycetes; Tremellales; Cryptococcaceae.